AAGAGAGCGGAAAAGAUGACUGUUUAUUAAGUACGAGAGUUUUGGAAAAAACAAUAGAUUUGCUUCAAAAGGCAUCUAAAAGGAAAACUUCAAUGACGAACUAUUUUAAUGAGGUAUCUCGUGUGGAAGUCAUGGCACCAGGUCGGGAUCAAGGUAGUGGAGCGGGCGGGGCCGGCGGUAAUAAAGGCCCUUCUUCGCUCUUCAUUCUAAGCGAAGAUAAUUGCAUAAGGAAGCACACUCGCUUUAUAAUCGAGUGGCCUCCCUUUGAGUACGCUGUCCUUCUCACCAUUAUCGCUAACUGCGUAGUGCUCGCCCUCGAGGAACAUCUCCCCAGCCACGACAAGACUGUCCUCGCGCAGAAGCUAGAGUCCACGGAGAUCUAUUUUCUUGGAAUCUUCUGUGUGGAGGCGAGCCUCAAGAUUCUCGCCCUCGGUUUCGUCCUGCAUCGCGGCUCCUAUCUUCGUAACAUCUGGAACAUCAUGGAUUUUUUCGUAGUGGUAACCGGGUUCAUCACGGCGUUCCCGCAUGGCAUAAGCGUGGAAAUGGAUCUGCGCACGUUACGUGCAAUACGCGUGUUGCGACCGCUCAAACUAGUCUCCGGCAUACCGAGUCUCCAGGUGGUGCUGAAGUCUAUUAUCAAGGCAAUGGCUCCUCUUUUGCAAAUCGGUCUAUUAGUUCUUUUUGCUAUCGUGAUAUUCGCCAUCAUCGGCCUCGAGUUUUAUUCGGGAACGCUGCACAAAACGUGCUACAGCAUAGAAAAUAUCAAUAUAAUGGUGAAGGAAGGUGAUCUACCAAAUCCAUGUAACACAGAUAAUCCAAAGGAGGCGCCGUUAGGUGCCUACGUAUGCAAUGCUAAUACUUCGACUUGUGCUGAUCUCUGGGAGGGACCAAAUAACGGCAUCACUAGUUUCGACAACAUCGGAUUCGCCAUGCUCACCGUUUUCCAGUGCAUCACUAUGGAGGGUUGGACUGCCAUAUUGUACUGGACUAAUGACGCUCUUGGUAGCACGUUCAACUGGAUUUACUUUAUACCUUUGAUCGUCAUCGGAUCCUUCUUCAUGCUGAAUUUAGUUCUUGGUGUAUUAAGCGGAGAGUUUGCAAAGGAGAGAGAGAAGGUGGAGAAUCGUCAAACAUUUCUAAAGUUACGAAGGCAGCAGCAACUAGAACGUGAACUGAAUGGAUACGUCGAGUGGAUCUGUAAAGCAGAGGAAGUUAUUCUUGCGGAGGAGAGAACAACAGAAGAAGAAAAAAUGCAUAUAAUAGAAGCGAGGAGAAGAAACGCCGCGAAAAGAAAAAAGCUUAAAAAUCUUGGGAAGAGCAAAAGCACCGACACGGAAGAAGAGGAGGGUGAGGACGACCCAGAAGAUGGGUUUUCAAGAGCUUCCUACCUCAAAUCCAAGGUGAAAAACAAAGGUGCCUGUCUGGAGUUUUGGCGAGCUGAGAAGAGAUUUAGGUUCUGGAUAAGGCAUACAGUGAAGACACAGGGAUUUUACUGGUUCGUCAUCGUACUUGUGUUUUUCAAUACAGUCUGCGUUGCCGUCGAACACUAUAAUCAACCUCCAUGGCUCACCGAAUUUCUUUAUUACGCCGAAUUCGUGUUUCUAGCCCUCUUCAUGAUGGAAAUGUUCAUCAAGAUGUAUGCACUUGGACCGCGCAAUUAUUUGGAAUCGAGCUUCAAUCGAUUUGACUGCGUAGUCAUCUCGGGAUCAAUCUUCGAGGUGAUAUGGUCCGCAGUAAAGUCCGGCUCGUUUGGCCUUUCCGUCCUUCGUGCCCUUCGUCUCCUGAGGAUCUUCAAAGUGACAAAAUACUGGGCCAGCCUUAGAAAUCUUGUGAUAUCACUGCUCAACUCAAUGCGCAGCAUCAUUUCGCUCCUCUUCCUGCUCUUCCUCUUCAUUCUCAUAUUCGCCCUUCUUGGUAUGCAACUCUUCGGUGGUCAGUUUAACUUUGACACUGGAACGCCGCCCACAAAUUUCAACACUUUCCCUAUCGCACUACUCACUGUCUUCCAGAUUUUAACUGGCGAAGACUGGAAUGAAGUCAUGUAUCAAGGUAUUCAGUCUCAGGGUGGACACAAGAAAGGCAUGAUGUAUUCUCUCUAUUUUAUAAUCCUGGUACUCUUCGGCAACUACACCCUGCUGAACGUAUUCUUGGCUAUCGCCGUUGAUAAUCUAGCCAACGCGCAGGAGUUAACUGCCGCUGAAGAGGAACAGGAAGAGGAAGACAAGGAGAAACAGAAGCAGGAACUGGAGAAGGAAAUGGAAUCCCUGCAAAUGGUAGACGGGACUGCUCCAAAAGUCGAAAUAUGUCCGCCAAGUCCGACUCAGAAUUUUAAAAGCGGAAAGGGUUUUAAGUCUGAGGAAAAGAAACAAGACGAUGAAGAUGACACGGGACCAAAACCAAUGCUGCCAUACUCGUCUAUGUUUAUAUUAUCUCCUACAAACCCUGUGAGAAAAGGAGCCCAUUGGGUAGUGAACCUGAGGUACUUCGACUUUUUCAUCAUGGUCGUAAUAUCGCUUUCGAGUAUUGCGUUGGCUGCUGAGGAUCCAGUUAUCGAUGACUCUUAUAGGAACAGUGUACUCAACUACUUUGAUUACGCUUUCACUGGCGUAUUCACAAUAGAGAUGCUCCUCAAGAUCGUCGACUUGGGAGUUAUACUCCAUCCGGGCUCGUAUCUGCGCGAGUUCUGGAAUGUUAUGGAUGCAAUUGUUGUGAUAUGUGCCGCGGUAUCAUUUGGAUUCGAUAUGGCUGGUAGUUCGGCGGGUACGAACCUAUCGACUAUAAAAUCAUUGCGAGUGCUUCGUGUACUAAGACCUCUCAAAACUAUCAAACGAGUGCCGAAGCUCAAAGCGGUCUUCGACUGCGUGGUGAAUAGUUUGAAAAAUGUCAUUAACAUUCUCAUAGUGUACAUAUUGUUUCAAUUCAUCUUUGCUGUGAUUGCGGUGCAGCUCUUCAAUGGAAAAUUCUUUCAUUGUUCCGACGAUAGCAAAUUUACAAAAGAAGAAUGCCAGGGUCAGUACUUCGUUUUCGAAGACGGAAUGCUUCCUGAAGCAAAAGACCGAGAGUGGAAUACGCAGAGCUUUCAUUAUGAUAACGUCAUGGCGGCUAUGUUGACGUUAUUUGCUGUACAGACAGGGGAGGGCUGGCCCCAAAUCCUACAAAACUCAAUGGCUGCCACGUACGAGGAUCGAGGUCCCAUUCAGAAUUUUCGAAUAGAAAUGUCCAUAUUCUACAUCGUUUACUUCAUCGUCUUUCCAUUUUUCUUCGUUAACAUCUUCGUGGCCUUGAUCAUCAUAACCUUCCAGGAACAGGGUGAGGCGGAGUUACAGGACGGGGAGAUCGAUAAAAAUCAGAAGUCCUGUAUAGAUUUUACAAUACAAGCCCGUCCACUCGAAAGAUAUAUGCCAAAAGAACGAAAUAGCAUGAAAUAUAAAAUCUGGAGGAUAGUGAUGUCGACGCCUUUUGAGUAUUUUAUCAUGAUACUGAUCGUACUAAAUACACUGUUACUCAUGAUGAAGUACCACCGGCAGAGCGACCUGUACAAGAAUACACUGAAGUACAUGAACAUGUGCUUCACGGGGAUGUUCACCAUCGAGUGCAUUCUGAAGAUAGCCGCUUUCGGCGUAAGGUAUCACGAGGCGCCACCUAUUCUUUUGGACAGCUUGACCAUCGUGAACUUGAUCGUCACCCUACUUUUCCUCAUUGAGUGCAUCCUUAAACUCAUCGCCUUCGGAUGCAAGAAUUUCUUCAAGGAUCCCUGGAAUACAUUCGACUUUAUCACAGUCAUUGGUAGCAUCGUGGACGCAUUAGUAAUUGAAUUCGGGGAACGCUUAGCGCGUCUUUCAGAUAAUGAGAACCUUGAUCGGGCAAAAAUAGCUGAACUCGUCAGUGUCAAGUGUAACAAAAUCGAUAUCCGUACGAAAAAGUGCAAGGAGAACUUCAUCAAUGUCGGAUUCUUGCGGCUAUUUCGAGCUGCCAGGCUAAUUAAACUUCUCAGGCAGGGAUAUACUAUACGAAUUUUAUUAUGGACAUUCGUCCAGUCAUUCAAGGCCCUGCCAUACGUUUGUUUGCUCAUAGCAAUGCUGUUCUUCAUUUAUGCAAUUAUUGGAAUGCAGGUUUUUGGAAACUUGGCAAACGAUCCUGAGAUGGCAAUCGAAAAACACAACAACUUUCAAUCCUUUUUUGGCGGUCUUAUGUUACUGUUUCGGUGUGCUACUGGUGAAGCAUGGCCAAAUAUUAUGCUAGCUUGUGUAAAAAAUCGACCUUGUGAUCCAAAUGCAAAGAAAGAUGGAGAAAACUGUGGCUCUAAUCUUGCCUACGCGUACUUCGUAUCUUUCAUCUUUUUCUGCUCAUUUCUCAUGUUGAAUCUGUUCGUCGCCGUGAUUAUGGAUAACUUUGACUACCUUACUCGGGAUUCCUCGAUCUUGGGAGCUCACCAUCUUGAUGAGUUUGUGAGAAUAUGGGCCGAGUACGAUCCCAACGCUACUGGAAAAAUUCACUAUACGGAGAUGUACGACAUGCUCAAGAAUAUGGAUCCUCCAUUGGGAUUCGGUAAUAAGUGUCCAAAUAGACUUGCUUAUAAAAAACUCAUUAGGAUGAACAUGCCCGUUGAUGUUGACGGAAAGGUCAAUUUCACAACGACGCUCUUUGCCUUGAUCAGGGAAAAUCUAAGCAUCAAGAUGAGAAACGCCUUCGAGAUGGACCAAGCAGAUGACGAACUUAGAGUUACCAUACGAAGUAUUUGGCCUCUGCAAGCUAAGAAGAUGUUAGAUCUUUUGAUACCUAGAAGUGAAGAGCUAAAUAAAGAUAAGCUGACCGUUGGUAAGAUAUAUGGUGGUCUUCUAAUUCUCGAAAGUUGGAAGACAACGAGGUUCGGUCAGAUAGAAGGAAUCGGUGGUCAGCGUUCGACCAUAUUCAACUGCCUGUUGGACAUGGCUGGAGUGAACCAUACAGGGAAUAACCAUCAUGGAACCGGAAGUCGGACAAACAGUCUGGAGCCUCCAACGAGUCCUGACCAAAAACGAGGCUCCAGGUCAGAAGAAGAUGGCGCUCUUGGAAUUCUUGCCGCCGCCGAAAACAGACGUCAACAUAGCAUCAGAAAUAAAAAGAUGGACCUGCAGGACAUUGUGAUCAGCGAUUCGCGUGCCGGUAGCCUAGAGAGUCUUACACAUCCCGGUGAAAUGCUUCAUUCUCAUCAUCUGGCACAUCUACCUCGGCAUCAUUCUAGAUCUCCGAGUUUGAGGAGGCAUUCACCGAACUUACAUCGAUCACCUUCGCCAAGAAGACAUAGAUAUGAACAUCAGAAUCAGAUUCAUCACGACGGAUUGGGAUUUAGUGAAACUGUAAACAAUGUCGUGGAAAUUCAGAGGCAUACACAACAUCCACAUCUUUCGCAAUUUAAUCAUCGGCAUAAAAUUAGAGGUCCAUGGAGUGCAUCUACGAGUCCAGCAAGGUCACCUAGUCCGGUGAACAGGAUGGAUCACGAUCAUCAUUAUGGCACUACGAGUCUUGAUCAGCGUUCCCGAAGUCCAAGUCCGAUCGGUGGCAGAACGCCCGCACAUCCUCAUAAUCACUAUCAACAUCACCCGCAUCAACACAGUUACCCCGUUUUGGUACAACGAAGGGGUCAAGGUCGAAGGUUGCCACCUACGCCGAACAAGCCGUCGACCCUUCAACUAAAGCCUGCAAAUAUCAACUUCCCCAAGUUGAACGCCUCACCUACACACGGGUCACAUGUGGGUCACGUUACUGGACCGCAGCAUGGCCCAAUUCCGACCGUGCCUCUAGGACAUGGCCCUCUCAGUUUCGAGCAGGCCGUGGCUAUGGGGCGCGGUGGACGUAUGCUACCUAGUCCGGUACCGAAUGGUUACAAACCCCAACCUACCCUGGCGAAGCAGAAGACACCUAGAUCCAGGCACUCCGAUAGCGACGAGGACGAUUGGUGCUAGCCAACGUGAAAUCCUGGCCCCUGGUCCGGUGAAGAGUAAACUUUAGAAGUUCUUGCGAAUGGCGCCUGAAAGGAUUGACGACGAUUAUCGUAACUGCUUAUGUAAUCAGUUAAGGUAGUAUGGAUUCGGCUCAGAAAAUUACUUCCUCGAGAUUCGGAUGCCGCAAGACUAAAAUUUUCUGACCAGAGAUGUUGCGGAAGCAUCAGGCUGAGCUGCGCGUUUGCUGAAUCCUCUGAAGGAAAAUACUUGAAGAUAAUUGAUAGGCAAAUGAUAGAAAAUAUUUACAAAUUCAAAACAUGUGAAGAUUCUGGUGUACUUAAAAAAACUUUCGUCCUUUGUUUCUUUCUGAAUUCGUAUCUUUGGUAGUACUCCUUUUUAUAUGUCUUCUAAUUUUCAACUUUAGAAAGUUGUACAUACUUUUAAAGUUUUUUUAUACUUCUUGAAAUUAAAGUUCACUCGAUUCAGGGUUUCCAAAUAGUGGUUCGACGCCUACGAAUUUUGUUGAGUUUUCUUAAAAUUGUGUACAAAAAUUGCAGAGAAAUUUGCAACAUGCGAAAGAACUGUAACAUACGAAAUGUAAAAGUGCUCUUUUAGAAAAUAAUUUUUUGUAUUAUUCCGACAAGAAUCUAUUCUGGUUUAAAAGAUUUAUAUAAACCAAACAUUACGAAAAGUCACCAAGCUUUUAUAGUGAUAUCGUACCAACAUCUCUUGUGAGAUUCAGCAAUCUUCGCGAUAUUUUUCACCAAAACUAUUUGUAACACAGCGAGUACUUGGAUGAGUCACGCAUCCUUUAGACUGCUACGCAUUAAAACUUUUAAAAAAACUAUAAAAGUAUGCCGGAACUGUAAUCCGUGAUGGCUUCAAUACUUUCACUUAUUGUCCGGGGUUCCUUAGCAAAAGCAAAAAAGGUCUUCAACGAGUUUGUAGUCGAUCUGGAGCAUGUCUUCAAGAGCACUUAUAGACUAGGUUACAUUCAAGCUUCACUGUGCCAGAGAUUCGUUUUCCGAAGGAAACAAAACUAUGAAUGAUAAUCGGAUAUCCGCACCCUGGUAGAUCAGUGAAGUCUUCAGUCGAUUCAGUACGACAGUUUAUGAUCAAAGAUCGAGUAAAAUAUACUGUGUAUGUGUGUA
Messenger RNA from Belonocnema kinseyi, 7075 nucleotides. RefSeq names its product voltage-dependent calcium channel type A subunit alpha-1 (gene Cac). The transcript has 32 exons. Gene Ontology annotation, biological process: chemical synaptic transmission; calcium ion import across plasma membrane. Lineage: Eukaryota; Metazoa; Arthropoda; Insecta; Hymenoptera; Cynipidae. Gene Ontology annotation, molecular function: high voltage-gated calcium channel activity; calcium ion binding. The record is from RefSeq and is a predicted model, not a curated record. The coding region runs from base 93 to 5945 and encodes 1950 amino acids. Gene Ontology annotation, cellular component: membrane; voltage-gated calcium channel complex.